Dichotomopilus funicola is the source of this 2874-nucleotide messenger RNA. RefSeq lists its product as uncharacterized. The record is from RefSeq and is a predicted model, not a curated record. Gene Ontology annotation, molecular function: protein binding. The transcript has 7 exons. The coding region runs from base 1 to 2874 and encodes 957 amino acids. NCBI's taxonomy places the organism in Eukaryota, Fungi, Ascomycota, Sordariomycetes, Sordariales, Chaetomiaceae.
AUGGUUUCGACUGUAGCAUCUCAAUCCUCUAGGGUCUCACUGUCGCCCGCAAAGCAGCUCAAUCAGGCGGUUGAUGAUUUCCAGAGAAUUCUGACGGAGGACCAACGCACGGAGCUUAAAAACAUCAAAUCCAUCCCCGACGCCGAUGCUGUGCUCGUGUUCACCGCGCAGCUUGACUCAAGUCAACGCAGGCGCGGGCGUAGCAUCGCUACCCGGCUGCAUUCCGUCCUUCAGUCUGUGCGAGAAUUCUCUGCAGUCAUCGACACGUUCGUCUCGUCACACCCAGAGAUCGCCGCGCUAGUAUGGGGAAGCGUCAAGCUUACGAUCCAGAUUGUCCUCAAUUUCACUUCCUACUAUGAAGCCUGCUCGAACCUCUUCCUGGGUCUCGCGUUGCAUUGUCCACGGUUCGCCGAAUACCAGGUCCUGUACCCGAACUCAGUCCGGCUUCAGGCAGCCUUGUGCAAUUUCCACGCCUCUCUCAUCCAAUUUUGCAAGCAUAUAGUCGAGGCUGCCCAACGACCUUGGAAAACACAGCUCCUGAACGCUCUCUGGCAAUCAUUCGAGCAGGAAUUCAAGUCGGAUAUUGGUAUGAUUCAGAGGUGCGGUGAUGAGGUCAGGGAAGAAAUUGGCCUUGCUAAGGCCCAGGCCGAUUUCCAAGACCAAGAGCUCCAGAAGAAGGAAAGGGAGGCCGCGUCUGGGCACAGACUCAAGCUCAGAGAUUUACUGUCUCGGACGGGACACGACCUGGAAACCAUCAAAGGAUGGCAGCUGCAACAGGAAGACAAGCGUCGGUCAGAACGGAGGCGCCAGCUGCUCGAUUUCUUGUCUUCCUACGACCAUCUUCCUCCGUUCAAGCGCGCUUGCAAGGAGCGUCACUGUGAAAUACCAACUUCUAGUGCCAGCGCCAUCACGCAACUUUUUGCAUGCAAGGGCAACUCUAAUGAAAUUGUCACGUUCUUUUUUCCUCAAUUCAAUGACCCACAAUCAUUAUGCGCGGAAACCGUCAUACGAUCCAUCAUCAGGCAGUCACUCGACCCAGUGACCCUGUCCGAGGAAAUGGAAGCUAAACUGGUGGAAAUCCGUCAGAACCCGACCGCCGGAAUUGAUGCAUUAACGGUUCUUCUCCAGCAAAGACUCGCCCAAUCCGAAAGAUUCUUCAUCUUUAUCGACGCUUUGGAUGAAUUUGAACCUAGAGAACGACGCUCCCUUCUCGACUUCAUCGUAUCCCUCGGACCAGCGGCCGGACUUGGCCCCAAGGUAUUCCUCGCAGGGCGUGAUAGCCUAAGCGGGGAACUUCAAGACAAGCUUCCGGGCAUCGAGCGUAUAUCUAUGGCGUCGGCGGAGGCAAAGACCGACAUUGCUGCUUACGUCAAGGAGACACUUCAAGAAAGGGUGGACAACCGAGACCUUGUUGUUGGAGACCAAUCCCUCAUUUCGGACAUCGAGGAAGCGUUGACGAAUCAUGCGGACGGGAUGUUUCUUUGGGUCACUUUCCUGAUCAACGAACUCUGUGCCCAGCAUUGUGACGCCGACAUCCGCAACGCCAUCGGCUGCCUCCCAAGCACCCUCACAGAGACAUUUAGUCGAGCCCUAUUGAGGAUAAUAUCUCGGCGGAAUGCUUCGGUCGCAGCAAAAGUCUUUUCUUGGGUCGCCAUUGCGAAACGAUAUCUAACACUAGAUGAGAUCCGAGAAGCCAUAUCCAUCGAGAUUGGUCAACUAUACUCAAUGCCCGAGCGACUCAUCAACGGCAUUGAUCAACUGCCGUCGUGGUGUGAAAAUCUGGUCCAUGUUGACGAAGAGCUGAAGACGGUACAGUUCGCCCACCAGGCCGUUCACAAAUUUAUCAUCGAGAGGCCAACGGGACCGCAAUUCGGGGACUUUCGCUUCAACCUACAAGACGCUGAUCACCAUGCCGGCGAGAUCUGCGUAACGUAUCUCAACUUCAACGAAUUCAAGACGACUCUAACUCGACGACCACAGCCAAUAAAGCCGGUGGAUCCGGUUGCAAUGGCAAGAUUGGCAUUGUCCCCCCACUUCAAGGUGCCAAGUACCAUCCCAGGAUUUAGCCUCAGCUCAAGACACCAGAAAAGCAAAGCAGAAGUCGAUGUCGUUAGAGUUCUGUCGAGCUACAACAGGGAGGAUGGAGAGGGGAGCAGAAGAAGGCUGGAGCGGUCUCACCCUUUCCUUGAGUACGCCUCGACAUACUGGAUUUCACAUACUAGUAGGUUUCGGAAGGAUUCCGCGACAUGGUACUUGUGGCAUCGGAUGAUCACUUGUGGGCACGACCUGGCGAAGAGACCCUGGCCGGAGCAGCAAGAGUUCGACGCCCUAGACCCAGACCUCCUAGCUUGGAGCUUACAAUCUCGCCACUACGCUCUCAUACGUCUCAUUGAGGGUUGCGGCGGGAUAUCCGAACUAAACACGUGUGACACUGUGUGGAGUUUCGCAGGUCAAGGUGAUAUCGAAUUGCUCGAUGUUCUUCUCGAAGGUAACUACUCGCUUCAUACCACAGCCGUGGCUCUCCAGAAAGCUUCCGAGGGCGGCCAUUUCGAGAUUGUUGAGCGGCUGCUCGCUACGGGCAAGGUCGAUAUUAACGUGAAGGAUGACAAUGGCCAGACGCCGCUAUUAUGGGCUGCUAGGAAUCGCCAUGAGGCCAUUGUCAGGUUGCUGCUUGCUACAGGCAAGGUCGAUAUUGACGUGAAGGACGAUAUAUUUGGCCUGACGCCGUUAUCGUGGGCUGCUUGCAAUGGCCAUGAGGCCGUUACUAGCAUGCUGCUUGCUACUGGGAAGGCUGAUAUCGACGCGAAGGAAAUAAAUGGCUGGACGCCGCUAUUAUGGGCUGCUAGGAAUCGCCAUGAGGCCAUUGAGCGGUAG